This is a messenger RNA of Parus major (Great Tit), 3006 nucleotides long. It is a transcript of the gene CUNH1orf226, whose product is annotated as chromosome unknown C1orf226 homolog. The transcript has 4 exons. NCBI's taxonomy places the organism in Eukaryota, Metazoa, Chordata, Aves, Passeriformes, Paridae. The record is from RefSeq and is a predicted model, not a curated record.
AUGGCGCUUCCAGGGAGCUGGCUGGAGCCAUCACAAAGACCCAGACACCGACAGAGGCAGCCACAGGGCUGUGAGCUGGCACUCCUGGGGGCAGCCCCCACAGCUUCAAGGACUCUUGCUGGGAAGACAUGGUGGAGAAGCCAGUGUAGCUCAGAGGUGGGGUGUGACUGCAGAGCGCUCUCCCCAGCAAGGACCUGCUGCCACCACCAGAGACAGCCUGGGCUGAGCUGAGGGAGCCAUGGUGGGGUGGGCAGUGCAGAGCCCAAACUGUGGGUGCCCCGAGAGGAGGCCCCGUGGCUUUACCAGGGUGUGGCUGACAAGGGACCCCCAUGUGAGUCCCAUCUCUUCAGGCAGCACGACAGGUCUGAGCAGGGGGUUGGCAGCACACCUCCCCUGGCAGGGUUGGAAGGGACAGUUCCCUUCCACACCUCUUCCCUUGCCAUUCCCCUGGUAAAUGCUCGCUUGCUCUCUCUUUUUCCACAACCUGCUUCCCAAGUCACUUGGUGUCAGGUAAGAGAAGCUCUCAGCUUGUUGGCAGUGCCAAUGUGGAGCCCUGGGCUCGCUGCUAUCCUGUCUUGCCCCACGCUGGUCCCCCGUGCAUGCACUUCCCUGGGCAGCCCUGGCAUGUCCUGGCUGCCCACAGCCUCUGCAGGGCUCCUGGCUCACGUCCUGUCUAUUCCCUUUCCCCCUCCAGUGGACCAGAGCAUGUUUGAGAACGCCAGCGCCGGCACGGCACCCACGCCACGGGCGCAGCACGUCCCUGCCGCGGCGGGCACCCUGCCCCAGCCCUGCCGGCCCGCUGGCACCCAGCACCUCCGCAACCUGGGCAAGGCCGUGGGCGCCAAGGUGAGCGACCUCCUGCGCCGCAAGGAGCCGGCCGGGCUGCCCGGCGUGGGAGCCAUGGAGGUGAACGCCAGCGCGGGCGCCGUGCUGGGCACGGGACAGCCGGCUGCCGACGACGGGGCUGUGGGGCUGGAUGCCUUUCCCCGGCUGGAACCCCCGCCCCCCAUCACCAAGAAGCGGACGCCACGCGCUCUGAAGACCCCCCAGGACAUGCUCAUCGCUCCGCAGCCGGAGGGGACCAGCAUGGGGAGUGGUGUGGAGGAGCCUCCCGAACCACCCACAGCCCACCCUGACCCCACGGAGGAGCAGCUGGGGAUGGGGGACCCGUCUCCUCCAGAAUGCCCUGGGGUCCCCAGCAUGACGGGCGCCCUAGAGCCCGCUGGGGACCAGCCUGCCAGUGCCUUACCCGUGCCCGACCUCAUCCAUAAGGGCAGCCGGGAGAGCCAGUGGCCAGUGGGUGAGAGGGCCACUGAGAUGUCACCCGGCACAGAGAAACCCUCACGGAGAGCGGGGCUGGAGCACGAGCCACCAGGGAGCACAGGGCAGCCAGAGCCAUGUAGCCCUGGCUGGGAGGUGGAGGGGACCCAUCCUGACCUACUGUCCUUUGAGUAGCAGUGGGUAGCUGUGACACGGGCACCGUGGGGGCUGGCUCUCCCAGACUUGUCUCUUGCUGCCACUUGCCUUUUCUGGGGUGAUUAUUUUGGAAAGGGGGAAGCCUCGGGGUGGAAGGAGCCAUUGGUGCCUGGUGUGGGCUCUGGGGAGCCAUGACAACCCACUUCUCCCCAAAUUCCCAGGAGGGGCACGGCCUGUCUCGCCAUGGCUCCUGCAGUCCCAUUCUGGGCCUAUUCACCCUGGUCAGUGCCAAGCUCCUGUCCUGCCACAGUGCCACUGCCACCCUGUCUGCUGCCAGGAGCCUUGCUGAGCUGGGGACCAAGGGGGUGUGUGGGGGUAGAAAUGCCAGCCUGCCCCAAACCCAUCAGCUCUGAGCAUCCUGUGAGCAUCCCACAAGCACCACACACUCCUCUGUGUCUGCACUGGCUGCCUUGGUCCAGAGGAUUUCCCAGCUUAUGUCAUGUGCUUGCUGGGAUUCCCCAUGCUGGGGUAGCAGCAGGCUCACCCAGCCCUAGUGCCUGGUGCCAGCGAGCCAGGACAGCAGAUGUGUCCAGGGCCUUCUCCAGGUGCUGGAAUCGUGGUGUUACUCUGCUGAGUGCCAUCUCCUUGCAGACCUGAGCUCUGGCAGGGCACAGGGCUGGGCAGCUGGGACUGCACAGCUGCUGGCCAGAGGCUCUGGCAGGGGGCUGAGCUCUCUGUGAGACCCCCUUCCAGCUCCUGCUUGCUUCCUGGUCUCGUCCCAGCCAUCAUGGACAGAACUGUCCAGGCAGGCAGCCCUCUCCAUGUGGGCCAGUGUCACUGCUCCCCUUUAUUUCCUGGGACAGUGGUCUCUGUGAGACUGGACACAAAGCCAGUGCAGUCCUCUGAUUCUGCUGUAUGAGUGUUUUGCCACGGAUUACAGGAGGGGUUAGCCAGCCUGUGCCAGUGCAAGGAAGCAGCUGUGAGAUGGAACUUGGCCCCGGGUCGGGUUGGAGGAGCCCAGGAGCUCGUGGAUAGGCCUGCUCACAGCUCCUGGGCUACUCAGGGUGGUUGGGCUGAAGCUUCCAGCACCCAAAGCCACGCUGUCCCACUGAAGGAAGGAAGCUGUGAGCAUGGAUCCCAUUGCCCUGGAAGCAGCCACCCGUGUCCUUGCCGUUGGAGCAGUGAUGCCAUCCAUGGUGGCUCUGGGGCCCUGCAGCUCUCAGCUCUGGGAAAGCCCUGCUCAAGAGUGAGAGGGGAUGCAGAGCUGCACAGAGCCCGUGUUCAGUGCUGAGGUGUCUCACACCCUGUGACAAUGUGAUCACGCUGUGCAUCCACCCGCAGAUACAGGGGGUGUGUGCUGCCCAGCUCUGCACUGCAGGGUAGGUGUUGAUGGAAACAGCUUGUAGCCCCCUCUGAAGAACCAGCAUCUUCCAUCACUGUGAUCCCAAGGGAACCUUCUUCCCCUUAAGGGAGGGCCGUCACUUACAGCCGGCCCAGUCCCUUUAUUUAUGUUGUCAGCGUGCUUGUGUGUAUUGGUUUGGGACAAGAGAUGCAGAUUGCACAAUAAAUUUUCUUUUUCUUUUUUACCCA